GAACGUCAAUGUCAAAACAGGAAAAAUAAAUUAAUAUAACCUGCAAAUAAGCAAUCAAAAUAAAAUUAAAAUUGUUUUCUGAAAAUUAGACUCUGAACUUAUUAUUGUUAUUAUUAUCUAUUACUUACAAUAUGUUUGGUAUAAGACUGUUUAGACUGGCAAAAACACAAUCUCGAAUAGGACUACCAAAAUCCUUUGUAGUACCAGUCACACAAGGCCAACAAAUAAGAAAGAAAAGUGAUCUCUAUGAACCUGAUUAUUUAAUAAGCAUGGAACCAGAUGAGCCAGUGUAUGACUGUCUGAAUCUUCAGCUGAAAGGUUACGACUUUGCUUUGUUGGAAUCGGCUCAGAGUCAAAUACACAAGUUUGCUGAAGUCAUGGGAAUACAAGUUGAGGAGUGCUGGGCAACUCCUGCCCAAAAACUAAAAGUACAAAGGUUCAAGCCAGGUGGAACUGUAGUGGAUUCAGAAUAUCAUCUUCAUGUGUACGAGAGAAAUGUCCAGGUUAUAGACGUGCCAGCAUGGGCGUUAGGCACGCUAUUGCGGGUGGCGCGUGCGGUUCUCCCCGAGGGCUGCACGCUUAACGUGCACGAGCACGAAGUACAGCAUGAAGAAAUUCGCUAUGUACCUGACAACCAGCUGCUGGAGCUCAAACAACAGCUCGAAGACAUGGGUGGCAGCCGAGCUGAUAGGAAGAAGAGAAAGUAACGUAAUCAUAACAUUGUUAUAGCAAGAAUACAUUAGUGUAUCAUAGUUAAUUAGUAAAAUAUUUUGUUUUCCA
Messenger RNA from Plodia interpunctella (Indianmeal moth), 780 nucleotides. It is a transcript of the gene mRpL48, whose product is annotated as mitochondrial ribosomal protein L48. The record is from RefSeq and is a predicted model, not a curated record. Bases 132 to 707 code for a protein of 191 amino acids. Lineage: Eukaryota; Metazoa; Arthropoda; Insecta; Lepidoptera; Pyralidae. The transcript is spliced from 5 exons. Gene Ontology annotation, cellular component: mitochondrial ribosome.